AUGUCGACCUUGACGUCGCAGUCAGGCUCGUCGCCUGCCGAUUCGAAAGAGCGUAUCGCUGUGCAGGAGCUUGGUCGCCCUGAUGUUGAUCUUGAGCAGAUCGGAGAGAAAGAGGGCUAUGUUCUCGACGAAGAGCACUUGAGGAAAACCCUCAACAUACCCGACUCUGCUAUCAUCAAGACAGCCGCUGAUGGAAAAACGGUCUUGAUUCCCCAGCCGUCUGAGGAUCCGCAAGAUCCGUUGAAUUGGCCCGCCUGGAAGAAGACGGUGAUCCUAUAUAUCGUCUCCCUAACAGCCUUUACUGGUGAUUAUGGGAGUGCUAUUGGUGGUAUUACCUUGCUGCCGCAAGCACAGGAAUGGCAUAUGACACCGGAUGCUAUCAAUCACGCUACAGCUGGCAACGUCUUCAUGUUGGGAGCCGGAGGCAUCGUCGUUGUCUGGUUUUCUGCAUAUUUUGGACGGCUUCCAGUGCUCAUGUUCUUCCAAUCGCUGAACCUAGCUACGUCUGUAUGGAGUGGCUCAGCCACCAACUUCGAGUCGUUCAUGACGGCCAGAAUCCUACAUGGCUUCUUCGCGACGGUCGCUGCUGCCGGAGGCUUGAUGUUCAUCAAGGAUAUGUACUUCUUCCAUCAACACCCGCGCAAGAUCAACGUAUGGGCAACCGCCGUGAUACUUUCGCCCUUCCUGGGUCCUUUUAUUGCCUGUUGGAUCGUUGCCCAUACCACGUGGCGAUGGGCUUUCUGGUCGCUUUCUAUCCUCAAUGCUGUGGCCUGGCUACUCAUUGUCUUCUGCAUGGACGAGACGUUCUAUCCUCGAAAUCUAGCCCCAGGUCAAGUUCCCGUCCGCAAGUCUCGUAUGUUGCGAGUGCUUGGAAUUGAGCAGUGGAGAACGAAUCUUGUUCCGAACACCUUUCUCCAAGCUGGCAUGCGCUCAUGGACGGCCAUCACCAAACUUCCCGUCCUUCUCAGUUGUAUCUACUACUUUAUGACAUUCGCAUGGGUCAUCGCGGUCAACAUUACCAUCGGAGUCUUCGUCAUACCGGCAUACCACUUCACCUUUGACAACCUGGCUCUUCUGUACCUUGCCCCGAUCAUCGGCACCAUCCUUGGGCAGAUUGUCGGCCAUUGGCUGCAUGACUAUCUUGGGGACAUGUACAUGGCUCGCCACAACGGACGAAUCACGCCUGAGGCUCGCCUGAUUGCCAUCUGGCUCUCGACACCAUUUUACAUUGUUGGUAUUGUUAUCAUGGGUUAUGCCCUAGGCCGUCAUUGGCAUUACAUGGUCUUGGCAGUUGGGUGGGGAUUGCAAAACUUUGGCAUUAUCAUCAUCACCACGGCCAUCAACGCAUAUGCGCUGGAUGCUUACCCUGAGGGCAGCGGAGAGGUCGCGGCCUUGUUAAAUGCUGCCAGAGCUUUUGGUGGCUUUGUGGCCGGUUAUGUCCAGAUCGUUUGGGCUCACAGGUCUGGAGAAAUCGUGGAAUUUGGGUCCCAAGCAGGCAUCACCGCUGCUGCGUUCUUCAUAGUGGUUGGUCUGCAGUUUUAUGGAGAGCGACUGAGGAAGUGGCAAGGCGCAAUGAACUUCGCGACGCACUCUCCUGCAUUCGCCUAUGCCCUGUUCACCCGUGCUGCUGCGCUAAACUGCGAGUAUGAUUCGUUGCUGCUGCGCGCUGCACGGGUAUCCACACACACCUCCUCCAGCUCGCCGCUUGUUAGAUCAUAUGCCACCGUUCAGUCUGAUAUCUUCAAGCCCACGAAAUAUGGGGGCAAAUAUACAGUCACGCUCAUUCCCGGUGACGGCAUCGGUGCUGAAGUCGCCGAAUCCGUCAAAACCAUCUUCAAAGCCGACAACGUGCCGAUAGAAUGGGAACAAGUCGACGUCUCCGGCGUCGACACGGGAGACAAGCACUCUGAGGAACUCUUUCAAGAAUCCAUCGCGUCGCUGAAACGCAACAAACUCGGCCUCAAAGGCAUCCUGCACACCCCCAUCGAACGCUCCGGCCACCAAUCCUUCAACGUCGCCCUCCGACAAGAACUCGACAUCUACGCCUCCAUCGUCCUGAUCAAGAACAUCCCCGGUUACCAAACCCGCCACUCCAACGUCGACCUCUGUAUCAUCCGCGAGAACACCGAGGGCGAGUACUCGGGACUCGAGCAUCAAUCCGUGUCUGGGGUGGUCGAAUCCCUCAAGAUCAUCACGCGCGCCAAGAGCGAGCGCAUCGCCAAAUUCGCCUUCUCCUUCGCCCUUGCCAACAACCGCAAGAAAGUGACGUGUAUCCACAAGGCGAACAUCAUGAAACUGGCCGACGGCCUCUUCCGGAACACCUUCAAGAAAGUGGCCGAGGAUUUUCCCACACUCGAGACAAACGACAUGAUCGUGGAUAAUGCGUCGAUGCAGGCGGUUUCGCGUCCGCAGCAGUUCGACGUCAUGGUCAUGCCUAACCUGUACGGUGGCAUCCUAUCCAACAUCGGCGCGGCGUUGGUUGGCGGGCCCGGUAUCGUUCCCGGGUGCAAUAUGGGACGCGAUGUCGCAGUCUUUGAGCCUGGAUGCAGACAUGUAGGGCUGGAUAUCAAGGGGAAAGAUCACGCGAAUCCGACGGCUAUGCUGUUGUCUGGAUCGAUGUUGUUGCGGCAUCUGGGGUUGGAUGAUCAUGCGAAUCGGAUCAGUAAGGCCGUUUAUGAUGUUAUUGGGGAAGGGAAAUCACGAACGAGGGACAUGGGCGGUCGAGCUACAACGCAUGAAUUCACCGCUGCGAUUCUGGAUAAGAUGGAGGCGGCUCUAUGA
Endocarpon pusillum Z07020 is the source of this 2781-nucleotide messenger RNA. RefSeq lists its product as uncharacterized. The record is from RefSeq and is a predicted model, not a curated record. Gene Ontology annotation, cellular component: mitochondrion. Lineage: Eukaryota; Fungi; Ascomycota; Eurotiomycetes; Verrucariales; Verrucariaceae. Gene Ontology annotation, biological process: transmembrane transport; tricarboxylic acid cycle; isocitrate metabolic process. The coding region runs from base 1 to 2781 and encodes 926 amino acids. Gene Ontology annotation, molecular function: transmembrane transporter activity; isocitrate dehydrogenase (NAD+) activity; magnesium ion binding. The transcript is spliced from 9 exons.